CGGGCCCUGCGGGGUUUCGGGCGAGAGGCGUCCCAGGUGUUCCGGCCUGCGCGCGCCCGGCGUCCCCCGAGAGUGGGGGCUGCGCCUGAGGGACCAGACACCUGUUCGACCGCGCCCGGCGUGGUCGCCGGAGGCCAGGAUGAAAGUGACCGUGUGCUUCGGCAGGACCGGCAUCGUGGUGCCCUGCAAGGAGGGCCAGCUGCGCGUCCGGGAGCUCACGCAGCAGGCGCUGCAGCGGUACCUGAAGACGCGGGAGAAGGAUCCUGGCUAUUGGGUGAAGAUUCAUCACUUAGAAUACACAGAUGGAGGAAUCUUGGAUCCAGAUGAUCUCUUGGCAGAUGUCGUUGAAGACAAAGAUAAGCUGAUUGCUGUUUUUGAUGAACAAGAACCACUCCACAAGGUUGAGAGCCCCAGCGGAAACCCUGCAGGUCGGCAGAGCCCAGACACUUUUGAGACGGAAGUGGCUGCCCAGUUGGCUGCAUUUAAACCCAUUGGUGGGGAUAUUGAAGUAACCUCUUCUGCUCUGAGAUUUGGCACUCCACUGCUGGUGAGGAGAAGCAGUGACCCGGCGCCAGGCCCACCUGCUGAUGCCCAGCCGAGUGCUUCACAACCCAGUGGCCAGAUUCUGAAACCUGUUAUUCCAGAUUCCACACAAAACUUAGAAGAUGGAGAAGUUAUGAAUGGUGUACAGACAGAUCUACUGACAUCGUCAAAAGCUAAGGAUAUAUUGAGUGAUAUGACAAGAACAGUGGAGAUUUCUGGGGAAGGAGGCCCCUUGGGAAUACAUGUAGUGCCGUUCUUUUCAUCUCUGAGUGGAAGAAUUCUAGGACUCUUCAUUCGUGGCAUUGAAGAAAACAGCAGGUCCAAGCGGGAAGGACUAUUUCAUGAAAAUGAGUGUAUUGUAAAAAUCAACAAUGUGGACCUCGUAGACAAAACCUUUGCUCAGGCUCAAGAUGUCUUUCGUCAGGCAAUGAAAUCUCCAAGUGUUCUCCUCCAUGUGCUUCUACCCCAAAACCGUGAACAGUAUGAAAAAUCAGUCAUUGGACCUCUUAACAUUUUUGGUAACAAUGAUGGCAUUUUGAGAACAAAACCACCACCUCCUGUCCAUGGAAAAUCAGGAAUCAAGACAGUAAAUCUCACAGGAAUAAGCAGUCCUGAAGAAGAUGCAUCCACUUCCCUGCAACAAAGCAAGAGCCCCCGAGUACCAAGACUGGGUAGAAAGCCAUCCUCUCCCUCACUUUCCCCUCUCAUGGGGUUUGGGAGCAAGAAAAAUGCAAAGAAAAUUAAGAUUGACCUAAAGAAAGGCCCUGAAGGACUUGGUUUCACUGUUGUUACCAGAGACUCUUCCAUACAUGGUCCUGGUCCCAUUUUCGUAAAAAACAUCUUACCAAAGGGCGCAGCAAUAAAAGAUGGCCGCCUGCAAUCAGGGGACAGAAUUUUGGAGGUAAAUGGCAGAGAUGUCACUGGGUGUACUCAGGAAGAGCUUGUGGCCAUGCUGAGGAGCACCAGGCAGGGAGAGACAGCAUCGCUGGUCAUCGCCCGUCAAGAAGGAAAUUUUCUUCCCCGAGAGCUGAAAGGAGAACUUGGCUGCUGCACACUCUCUCUGGAAAACACUGAACAGCUCACCUUCGAGAUCCCUCUGAAUGAUUCAGGUUCUGCCGGUCUUGGCGUGAGCUUGAAAGGCAACAAAUCUCGAGAAACUGGAACAGAUUUGGGGAUUUUUAUCAAAUCUGUCAUCCACGGAGGUGCUGCUUUUAAGGAUGGACGUCUACGGAUGAAUGACCAGCUGAUUGCAAUUAAUGGUGAAUCUCUUUUGGGAAAGUCCAAUCAUGAAGCCAUGGAAACACUUAGGCGAUCCAUGUCCAUGGAAGGAAACGUACGAGGGAUGAUCCAGUUGGUGAUUCUGAGGAGGCCGGAGAGACCAGUGGAGGAGCCUGCAGAGUGUGGGGCAUUGUCUAAGGCAUGUUUUGAGACUUGUCAAAAUUCCGUAACCACCUCCAGAAGAAAUGAUAAUAGUGCAUUGCAUCCAUUUGGCACGUACACUCCACAACACGCACACAAAGAGCUACUGCUUCCCAGUGAUGGAUGGGCCAAGAGCCAAGCAGCACCUUCCCCACCACCACAUCCCGUUCUGGAAUUGGGCAUUGAAGAUUACAACCACAGCUCUGGGGUGGAUUCAGCAGUGUGUUUUCCAGAUCAGCACAUCCACUUCAGAUCUGUGACACCAGCCAGGCAGCCUGAAUCAGUGAAUCUGAAAGCCUCGAAGAGCAUGGACCUUGUGCCAGAUGAAAGCAAAGUCCACUCAUUGGCUGGACACAAGUCAGAAUCUCCAAGCAAAGAUUUCGGUCCCACUCUGGGAUUGAAAAAAUCUAGUUCCUUGGAGAGCCUGCAGACUGCCGUUGCUGAGGUCAGGAAGAAUGAGCUUCCCUUCCACAGGCCCCGACCACACAUGGUCCGCGGUCGAGGCUGCAACGAGAGCUUCAGAGCAGCCAUUGACAAAUCUUACGACGGGCCUGAGGAGUUAGAAGCUGAUGGUCUGUCUGAUAAGAGCUCUCACUCUGACCAGGGAGCUCUGAACUGUGAAUCUGCCCCUCAGGGGAGCUCUGAACUGGAGGACGCAGAAAAUAAAGCCAGGAAAGUAAAAAAAACAAAAGAGAAGGAGAAGAAGAAGGGAAAGGGCAAAUUGAAAGUCAAGGAGAAAAAGCAGAAAGAGGAAAAUGAAGAUCCGGAAAGAAAAAUAAAGAGAAAGGGAUUUGGCGCCAUGCUGAGAUUUGGAAAGAAGAAAGAUGAUAAGGGUGGAAAGGCUGAGCAGAAAGACGCUCUGAAGCAGGGUGGCCUGAGAGAAGAUGAGCUUGAAAAAAUGAAGGAAGAACGUGAAAGGAUUGGAGCAAAGCAUCAGGAGCUAAGGGAAAAGCAGGCAAGAGUCCUUAUUGAUUAUGCUACGGGCGCAGUUGGAUCACUGCAUGAUAUGGAUGACGAUGAAAUGGAUCCUAAUUACGCCAGAGUGAACCACUUCCGGGAACCGUGUGCAUCAGCAAACAUCUAUAGGCCUCCAUCUCCCCCUCGGGGUGCACCACUGGGGUACCCUCGGGACGGCCGUCCACUCUCUCCAGAGAAGGGCCACUUAGAGGGCCUCUACGCCAAGGUCAACAAACCAUACCAUCCACCGGUACCAGCUGACAGUGGUCGUCCCAUGAGUGGAAGUGCUGACCGCAUCCAGAAGUUGCGGAAGGAGUAUUUUCAGGCUCGGAGGGAAGGUUUCACUUUAUAUGAGGAUGAUGAAGGAAGAACAAGAACCGAUUAUGACCUUCACUGGGUGUCUGGAAAGGGUCCAGAUGGGAAUGCACACAACCUCCGCUUUGAGGGAAUGGAGAGACAGUACGCAUCCCUACCCAGGGGAGCACCAGCUGAUCCUGGAGACUGUCUGACAGCGGCACCGCGAGGGCUCUACAGGGAAAGGGAGCUGCCCUAUUACCCAGGGGCUCGUCCUGAGCACCCUCCCAAGGGGAGCUACCCCCGCCCCCCGGAUCUGAGGGUCGCAGACCUCCGGUACCCUCAGUGCUACCCACCCCUGCCAGCCCCCCAGCACAAAGGGCCCUUCCGGCAAGACGUCCCACCUUCCCCACCUCAGCACCGCAGAGCACCAGCCUACCAGGAAAUGGGCAGGCCAGGGCCCCUCGGGGGCAGCCCAGACCAGUACCCGUACCAAGCCCCGGGACCCCGGCAGAAGAACCCCAUGACUGCAGCCGUGUAGCUGAAUUCCACCCAGCUCAGGCCAGCCGAGAAAGGAAGACAUCUAACUUCGCCUUUGCCCUUCCUAGACCUGAAGGCCUUCUUCCUGUUAAGGAUUCUCCAUGAUACAGAUUAGGUUUUUCGCACUGAGGUUGCAACUCUUGACUGCUAAUCAGAGGGAAAAGGAAGGGACAGGAGUUUUGUGUGGGAGGCAGGCAAUCAGGAAGAAGAGGAAGGAUUGGGUCAUAAAAACAAUACCGCCUGAUAUUCGAAAUACUUCUAGAAUUGUUCGAUUCAGUGAAAGUGGCAAUUAAACAAGCAAAUAACAGUGGAGAUAGACCACACCGUGCCUCCCUGGUGCACACAUGCCCCAUAGAACUGGCAGCAUGGAAGCAGUCUCUGCCCCAGAUCACCGUCCGUUCAGAGGCUAAGUUUUAGCCACCCUGUUAGAGGUGUUAAGUCGAAAGAGUGGCUGCAAAUGCAGGUAUCUGAAGUGAGUAGUUUUUUCACUGAGAAAACAAAACAACAGCAAACAAGAAGAGUGACUGCCUUGAAAUGUUUGUACCCAGGAGAAGACCAUUUCUUUGUAGAAUUUCUCAGGUUCCUGGUACCACUCAUUUGGUAUAAGCAUUUCACAUUUCUUCACUUUUUAUAAAAAAAAAUAAGAUGUCAGCGCAGUAUUCAUGUCCUGGACGAAUAUACAAAACUAGUCAGAGCUUCCAGAGAAUUAUAUAUUAAAGACCAAGGUGAUCAGGUUAAGAAGACUGGAAAUCCUGUGGUCCUCACUACCCUGCCUUGCACAACCCAGGCACGACAGCAGGGAGGUAUCUGAUUUCAGAGUUAUCCCCAACUCUCCUGCCUGUACUUAUUGUAACUGGAGCCUCUACUUUAAGACUCCUGCUUGAGGGCUAAAGUGUACUUGAUAAAAAAAUUUUAAAAAAGGGACCACUGGUUAGGUCACACAGGAAGCAAUGCUCUGGAGAUGCCAGUUCCAGAUUCAGUGCCAAACAGUGCCAUCUGCACCCAGGGACAGGGAGGAGUGGACUGUGGCCUUUGGGAUUGAUAACCAGCAAGUAGUAGAUGGCCGUGACUGACAGCGCUGUGUGUGUGUGUGUGUGUGUGUGUUUGGAGGCAUGCGAUUACCAGUAUGAAGAAUGGAAGAUAAAAAUACUUUCUGGAAAGUUUGAUGAGGAAGGGAAUUAAAAAAAAAAACAAACAGAAGGGAAGGGAAGAGGCAAAAACUAAAUCAUUCUAUUUCUGCUAUAGUUCAUUAACAGAAGUCAGGGCAGGACUGAGGCCAGAGUUGCCAACUGGAAAAAGAAAGUCUGAUGGCUUUGAAAAGCGGAAACCCACACUCUAAAACCCACUGUAAUUUCUUUUGAGCUUUGCAGCUGUUUUCUACUUACUUCAACAGAACAUCUAGAACUUACAACUUGACCCAAAUGAGAACACAACAAAAGACUGAGAAACGGCAAAAUCUGGGGGCAGCAAUUUCAGUUGCUCAGUGACUCUUGAAAUACUUCAAGCCUCUUCACAUUCCUUCUUCAUUCCCUCCAAUAAAAAAAAAAGUCUUGAGUUUAAUUCAGAUGUAUUUUGGCCAAGAUUAGAAUACCUCUGACUGAUAGGAUUUAAUAAAUUAUAGUAUUAUUAAAUAUACAGAGUCUCUAUCUAGCCCAGUUUAGUCUUAUUUCUUCUUAAUUUAAAAUAGAGUUCUGUUGCCCAGAAUGAUACCAUUGCUGGUUUUCGGCAUAAACAGUGUUGUUUACGGGACUUUAAGAGGUAUCAUUUUCUGAACUACAAUUUACUUAUGGACCUCUUGAAAACAGACUGUCAGGUUGUUUUUUGCCCUCUCCCUUCUCUCUUGAGCCAGGCACCUGUAGAUUGUCUGCAGUUUUUGUGAGGAGGUCGAGGAGCCCAGGCCUCGCACACCUAGAGGUGGAGUGCAGGUGAGCUGUAGGGCUUCCCUCUAAUAUGACGAAUGACGUCUUCCCCUCAAGCGAAAUGAACCUUCAAGAAGGAAACAGUAAGCCCAGGGAAAUGUAACUUGUUUUGAAGCAUUAAAAAGUCAGCUCUUCUGUAUGUUGCACAGUUUAAUCAGAUUUCUGUAGACUGCUUGGCAUAGCCAAGCCAGAAGUUUCCUUCUGGAUUGAGGCCAAGGCCCCAUGACAGCAGUCAGAGGCAGUGAUACAACAUGAGAUAGUCUGUGUGGGGGGAAGUGGCCCUUGUAGGAAGGAUGCCCACAUCUUUACUGCAUUUCCGCCUUGGGCUCACAAUACCGCGUGCUCACAGGCUCAGGGUCAGCUGCUCAAAACGUGCUUUUGUGUUGUGCACAGUCAGUAAAACAGUUGCUAAUCCUGAGAGGCAGCCAGGGAUGUGAAGCUACGACUGAAGUGGACAAGAAAUAGAUGAUAGCUGUUUCCUUUUUUUGCUUGAAGUUUAACACAUGCCCCAUUUGACCCUGCCCGAAAGAAGCUAACAUUACGUGUGACAGAGGCUCCAUCAAGCCAAGCAACAAUUAAGAACAAUUCGAAUGUAAAGUUUGUAAAUGCCUGUGUACCAACCCUCCCACUGUCACCACCCGGAGGUUACGGAACUCGGCCCCAGUAUUUAGGAGGACAGGUUGUUUACGGUAUUUAGAAAACCAGGCUAUGAUCAGUAGGUGCCCAGUAGCCAGAAAUAGUGCCCAGUUUAUUCAUGGCCUUGGAAAAACUCAAUCAGGUGUCUGCUUGUAGCUCAGAACGUAGCCCCCAGAAACAGAGUGGCCCAGGGAGCUGCAAAUCCGUCAACACACACACACCCAGCUCCCGACCUGACUGCUGGGUCACUGAGGCCUUGAAAUGAUGUUUUGGCCACAAGUCACUAGAUAGUUUUAGAAGCUCUGUUUUCAUCCCUUUUUGCAGGAGUAGAGGCAUGAAACAGGGCAGACCAUUGAAAAUUUCCAGAUGUAGAAAAAUUCAGUCCUCUCCAAGGGAGAGAGAUACAAGAUCUCACUAACCCUGUGUGCCACUGGGCUGCGGCACUAUCAUUCAGGAAAUGAUUAUUUCCCGACGAUAUCAAAUUAGUGGAUGAAAGGCAACCUCAAAGACAAGAGCAUUUUCUUCAAUCAUGACUAAAUAACAAAAAUCGGAUAAUUACAUUACCAUGAAGCUCAUUAUUCUUAGAUUUCUAGGCCUCAAUGCAUUGACCCUCCCCACAGGACAGCACAGAGCAAAGAUCUUACAAUCAAGAGCAAGAUGACCUCCACAGACCCACUGUCACCUAUGAAGGAAGCUGUGCAUACUGCAUGAUAAAGGAGAUUUGAGAUUUCACUAUAGCUUUACUUUUGCCACCAACUCAAUAGAAUUAAAAUGCAAUUCAUCAUGCCCUCCACAGAUUUGUGAACUUCUGGAACUAAACCUAUCUUCUGAAGGAAAUGCGCCCAGCAGCUCUAGGAGUUGUCAUGCGUAGGUCAGUAUGCCUAGAGAUGGAGCUUUUAAAGAGUGUUUAUUCCCCUAAUCUGUAACCACAACAUUCAUUUUCUUUGGAGGAACAUCUUGGCAUUUUUGGAGAAUAGAAAGAUCUGAAGAGUUUAGUAUGAAUAGGAAAGUGUGUCUGUAAAAUUCCUACAGGCAUUAAACUCUGAAAUCCACAUUGCACAGCCUUCAAAUUGGUGCCAAACUGGGUAGACACCCUCCUGCUUUCUGAGUGCAUGAACAACAAAAAGGCCAGACUGAGUGCAAUUAGGCAGAGGAAGUUGGAUUCAGAAACAGCUCCUGGUAGUAUUUCUCUGCUCUCACAGUUCACACCAACUGGGGUGGAAAGGAUGCCACAGUGAGACCAGAAUGAGAAGUCUCUGUGCCAUCUCCCUGCAAAGUCACUUUCAGAUAAAAAGGACAAUAAAAGUGAGAUGUCUAAAAUAAGCCGAGAAUCUCAUAUGCACCUACAACUUCUAAGUGAAACUCUUUCUCCCUCAUGUCCUUAGAUAGUACUAGAAUCAUACACAGCCUCCCUUUUAAAGAUGGGCUAACCUGCCAGGCCCGGAGCGCAGAGUGAGCACUCGACGCCUGUUUCCUGACUCAGCUGUUCCAGAGUGUCCGUUCCUCUCUGCUGACUGCAGUGCUGUUUACUACUGGGCCACAGAAACAAAGCCUGCUGUUUAUACAGUCCCUUUUUCUAGUAUUUUCCUGUGCUUUUAUAAUACCAAGUCCAUAAGUUCUGAAGAUAAAUUAUGUGAAAUCCUAUUUUGGUAUAUGGGGUGGAGAAUGAAUACAGACUUUAGGAAGAUCCCAUUUGUACCACAGAAAAGAUUUUGGGUGUUGUUCUAUAUGAAUUUAUAAAUUUUUCUUGUUUUAUUUUGCAUUAAAAUAAAGCUUUAUUCCAUCAGCAAAA
Manis pentadactyla (Chinese pangolin) is the source of this 8100-nucleotide messenger RNA. RefSeq names its product par-3 family cell polarity regulator beta (gene PARD3B). Lineage: Eukaryota; Metazoa; Chordata; Mammalia; Pholidota; Manidae. The coding region runs from base 140 to 3754 and encodes 1204 amino acids. Gene Ontology annotation, molecular function: phosphatidylinositol binding; protein binding. Gene Ontology annotation, cellular component: cell cortex; apical plasma membrane; adherens junction. The transcript has 23 exons. Gene Ontology annotation, biological process: establishment or maintenance of epithelial cell apical/basal polarity; microtubule cytoskeleton organization; establishment of cell polarity. The record is from RefSeq and is a predicted model, not a curated record.